Molecule: messenger RNA, 1023 nt
Organism: Lineus longissimus
Lineage: Eukaryota; Metazoa; Nemertea; Pilidiophora; Heteronemertea; Lineidae
Exons: 1
Coding region: 1-1023 (340 amino acids)
Source: RefSeq, a predicted model, not a curated record
AUGGAGAUUUUGAAGGAAAGGUAUGGACAACAGCACAAGUUACGCAACGCCUACAUGAAAGCCUUAUGGUGUCUGCCAUCACCAACGGAGACCAUUUCAUCUCUACAGACCUUCCACGACAAUGUCGAGACCUACGUACGGGGACUGCAGGCCAUCGGACGCCCAGAAUCACACGGGGAACUCCUGAUUCCCAUCAUCACCGAGAAACUACCCGAGGAACUUCUGAGGAAUAUUUCUAGGGAUCACGGUUCAGACAACUGGACACUGAAGGAGUUAUGUGAAGCAAUUCGUAAGGAGAUAUCGGCCAUGCGAGCAGGAAAGCGAGGGGAUAUAAGUUGUGUUAGUCAAUCUAAUUCAAGUGUGCAUGAUUACUCUGAUUUCAGCGCCCCCAGAACCGCAUCCGCCCAAGCACUUCUCACCAACGCUAGUGACGCGAAAUCGCAAUCUCGAAGGCCCUGUGUGUUUUGCAAGGGAAAUCACCGUGCGCUUGAUUGCCAAAGGGUUAAAGACCAUAAUACGCGCUUGGAUAUCGUUAAGAAAGAGCGCUUGGGUUGGAAUUGUUUCAGUAGCAAACACAUAUCCCGCCAUUGUGAGUCGCAUUUUAAAUGCCGCAUGUGUUCCGGAAAGCAUCACAUUACGCUUCACCACGCUACCCUUUUCGCUAAUCCGCCGACUCCAUCAAAAUUCGCUGAUAAGCCAGCCACUAACGCGAAACCCGCCAACCAAGUCCAUACAAACACCGUGGCAACACCAGAUGGUGCAGAGACCCUGAACUCAAUCCUCCUAAAAACCGCAUGUGUGAACAUAAAAUCCAAUCUAUCCUCCACUAGAACCAAUAUUCUAUUUGAUGAGGGCUCAACUAAAUCCUUCGUUACGUCAGAGUUGGCCGACCAGUUACAACUUAAGCCGGCUGGGGAGAUAACCGUUAACAUCGCAACCAUUGGUUCAGAACCAACCACUCAGAAAGUGAAAUACGCUGCUGUGAAACAACAAGCGGAUCUCACAUUAAAGUCAACGCAUUAA